UUCAAAAAAAAAAAAAAAAAAAGAUCGUAAAAUCAGUUUCUACAACCUUCUUUCUCAAGUUUCAGAGCACAACCUUCCAACCGCCAUGUUUUCAUACGAAUCCCUACCAGCACCCAAAACCGUCUUAUCAGCCGCCGCGUCCCUCACCGCCUCCGCCUUCCUCUUCAAAACCAUCGCUUCCGAUCUCAUUCCAACCGAUUACAUUAAAGCCCUCUUCAAACGCCUCUCCGCCGAACUCACCGUCGUCAUCGAAGAAUCCGAUGGACUCACCCCCGACCAACUCUUCGAAGCCGCCAAUAUUUACUUGGGCUCCAAAUUAUCUCCCUCCACACACAGAAUCAAAGUCAGUAAACCCGAAAAGGACGACGAACUCACCGUCAAGGUCGAUCGCAACCAACCCAUAGUCGAUAUCUUCCAAACCAUGAAAUGCAAGUGGACUUUGCAGACCGAACGGAUCGAGGUCCCCGCCAAUUCGAAUGCUCGAUCUGAACUUCGGUUCUUCGAGCUAAGUUUUCACAAGAAGCAUAAGGAAACAGUGUUAAAGCAGUAUCUACCUUAUGUAUUAAAAAAAGCCAAAGAAAUCAAGGACGAGAAGAAGACAGUGAAAUUACACACGGUAGAUUACAACGGAACCGAUUAUUGGGGCUCCGUGGUUCUGAAUCACCCGGCGACAUUCGAAACCAUGGCUAUGGAUCCAGACAAGAAGGUAGAGCUUCUCGAGGAUCUCGAUAUGUUCGUAAAUCGGAAAGAUUAUUACAGGAGAGUGGGGAAAGCUUGGAAACGAGGGUAUUUGUUCUACGGACCACCAGGUACUGGGAAAUCGAGUUUGGUUGCAGCCAUGGCUAACCAUCUCAAGUUCGACGUGUAUGAUUUGGACUUGAAGGAAGUCCAAUGCAAUUCAGAUCUACGGAGGUUACUGAUCGGCACAAAAAAUCGAUCUAUAUUAGUAAUCGAGGACAUCGAUUGCAAUAUAGGGUUACAGAGUCGGGAAUCUGAGAAGGAAGAAGGUCCAAAUCCAAAUGGGGAUGACGACGAUAAGAUAACUUUAUCUGGGCUGCUGAAUUUUGUGGAUGGAUUGUGGUCGAGUUGUGGGGAUGAACGGAUCAUCGUGUUCACGACGAAUCACAAGGAGCGAUUGGAUGCGGCAUUGUUGAGGCCAGGUCGGAUGGAUGUGGAGGUAGAGAUGUCGUACUGUAGUUAUGGUGGGUUCAAGGUGCUUGCGUCUACUUAUUUGCAGGUUAAAGAGGAGGAAAAGAUGGAAUUGUUUGGAGAGAUUGAAGAGCUGUUGAAGAAGGUUGAAGUGACACCUGCUGAGAUUGCAGGAGAGUUGAUGAAGAAGAGUGAUGACGUGGAGAUAGUGCUUGGGAAUCUGAUUCAGUGGCUCCGAAUGAAAGAAGAGAGCGUAUUACUGACUACUAAUUGAUUCAGAUCAUCUUUAAGAUCGUAGUUAAGGGUUUAGGUUAAUUAUGUAUUGAAUUUUAGAAAUGUCUGAAGCUUAUAGAAAUAGUCAUUAAGGUGUGAAUGAAUUUGGUAAGUUAUGUUUUAAUGGUGA
Molecule: messenger RNA, 1552 nt
Organism: Lactuca sativa (garden lettuce)
Lineage: Eukaryota; Viridiplantae; Streptophyta; Magnoliopsida; Asterales; Asteraceae
Product: protein HYPER-SENSITIVITY-RELATED 4
Molecular function (GO): ATP hydrolysis activity; ATP binding
Source: RefSeq, a predicted model, not a curated record